CAUGGUGUGCGUAGUCUGUUGGGUCCGUAUAAACAGGCGAGACUGAAAGAGUUAAUCAGACAAGUGGAUGCGUGUUGCUCUUCCCUGUUUGCCAGUCUUGUUCCAGAGGUGUGACAGCUCUUUACUGUGCCUAACCGGGGAUGAACGAAUGCUGAAAUGUGAGAGAAGAUGUUCUAAUAUCAUCGUGCUGGCGCGAUGCGGGGACCCUGUGCGCGUUUUGCAUGAAGGGGAGGAUGUGAUCUGCAAGAUGUGACUGAGGAGAGCCGCAGAUGAAUAUUAAUUGGCAUCGCAGGCUCAGCAGUAAAUUAAGAAGUCGCACAGUGGUUCCCCCUGCAGGCCUUUGGGAUACUAAAGCAUUGUGGACCCCGGCACUGAAUGACAUGCCUCACGUGACUCAAACUACACGAAGCUGAGGGUUAAUUGGGAGCUAGUGACUUCACAAGACUUCCUCAAAUCCAUUCUAUGGAGGUCAAAGGUCGCCUGAUCACUGCCAUGGGCUUAGGAGCUCCAGAUGUCCAGGGCUGUCAGGACAGCAAGCUGCAAGCAGAGCGAAUAUCAGAGCUGCAGGAGCGAAAGCAGAGUCUGCAAAGCCUUUUAAACAGUCGUCUCGGAGAGCUGCGACAAGUGUGUCUUCUGGAGGCGGAGCUCAUAGGGAAGCUUCCACAAGAUUUUCCAUUAGAAGAAGGAGAAAGACCUCCCUUUGUUCAGCGCCGAGCUGGUCUGGCCCCUCAUGUUUCCUCAAAAGGAGAGGAUGACCCAGGUCAGCGACGGCAGAUGAAGGCUCUCUUCAGUGGUGCCCUGCGCCGGAGCAUCGAUUCUGAUAAGAAUGCAUUGCACAGUAAGAGGACUGUUCACCGGGGAUGCCACACAGAGGAAACUGUGAAGUCGGAAAGCAGUUCAAUGUCUGACUCAACAUCACAUGACAAUGAGGACUCGUCUCCCAGUGUGGCACCUGAGCAUCGCUCCUUGUCUCACCCCCGGCUGGCCCCAGGCAGUCCUGACAGUAGGCUCUGUAGGAAGCUGUCGCCUGUGGAGAUCUACUACGAGAUGAGGACACGCCGCAACUCAGCCUCAAGCUCUGUGAGCCCGAGUCACUCACUCCCAAGAAGUGCAUCCAAUGUGGAGGGCAGAAGUGUUCCAGCCACGCCGCUGUUGUCCCGCACUGCGCCGAUCAGCGUUCACGUGAGGCCGGAGAUGUCUGGAGGUAUUGCACUGAAGCAGUGGUGUGGCAGUCCAGAUGUUCCUCAGUUUGUCCCAUUGGCAUCUUUGGAGGGCUCCUCUUCUGAGCGCCGCAGCUGCCCCUACAGCUCUCGUGCCCGUCGUAGCAACAGCUCUGAGGCGCUGCUUGACCGCUCGAGUCUCCCUGAGCCCGGUCCCCCUCGCAACGGCAUGCCACCCCGAGCUGGACCGUACAAGAGCUCAGAGUCCCUCACGGAUGGGAAGCUCCGCCAGUUCUAUCAAGGCAGCCCAGAGAGACAGAUGAUGGGAUUUAAAGACCAGGGUCGGAUGCGCUCCUCUCUCGGCGGCCAGAGCAGUGGCACAGGUUACAAUGAGAUUCUGAUGGACUACAUUUGGGGCAAACAGCAAAAGAGGCCAGCCCAGGCUCAACAAAACCAGUCAGCCGGACGCAUCUGGUCGGACUUUUCCACUCCUCCAUCAGGCACUCCUCCGCACUACAACGGUUUCUCCCAUUCGCAAAUACAUCUGGCUACCGCCCCUCCUUCCUAUAGCCCCAUGCUGCUGCGGGGUCAAGAGGCCGAACCCCGUCGGGUCAAAGUGACGCGAACAAAAUCCUGUGGACCCUUCAUCCCUUUACAGCAGCACCCACAGGACGCCGUGUUGUUCUCGGCGUACGAUCCGGCACAUCCCUCUGCGGGAUCCACUGCUUCUUCUAUUCCCAACCUGCUCCCUCACCACACAGAGCUGUCCACCGCUGCAGCGUUCGGCCGCAGAGCGCCUCAGUUCUCUCUGCCCACUCCUGAGGACUCCACUCGCAGUCUGCACAAGGCGCUGGCUCUGGAGGGACUUCGGGACUGGUAUCUGAGGAACGCCUUAGGUUAUUCCACUUCGACCAAAGGUCACGACGGACUCGCCAUGCGCCACUCACAUACUCACCAUCUCGUUCACCAGCCUCAGUCUGUUACAACUGACCCACUUUACUCUGUGCACCGUCAAAUACCUCAGUCAGCUUCAUUUCAUGGGCAUCCCUUGCAUGCCAGGUCCGUGGAGCUCUCUCUCUACCCAGAGCCUUUCACCUUAGAGGGGAGCGCUCAGAAAGAGUCCGGCUCUGAGCCCCCUUCACCUGGAACACUGGUCUGACCCGCAGCCGACGCACCCACGGCCUCCAACGCAACAUGUUGCAAUAUUUCAUGCAAAAUGACACCUUAUUCUAGGGAUGCAUUUGUCCAUUUGCUCAAAAAAAAAAAAAAAAAAAAAGAAUAACAUAAAUGCUGCCACAAUGACUAUGACGCCAGGACAAAAUAGUAUUUGAUUGGAGAAAUAUAUAAUUUUAUUAUACUUAAAAGUUUCAGCAUUAUUUUAACAACGAUACAAUUAUGGCUGUCAUAGAUCUAGUGCAGCGCUUGAUUGUAAACUGGUGUUUACAAGGAGCUUUUUUCCUCCUCCAUAAUCUGUGUGUGUGUGUGUAUUAUUGGGAAGUUAUUGUAAUGUAUUUACAUUUUCAAAACAAAAUAUAAAAGUAAUCAUAUCAUCUCCACUUCAUCCUAAAAUUUAUAUAUAUAAUCAGAGAAUAAAAUAGAUUAUAAAAUGUAUGUAUUCUAAAUUACUAUUUUGUAACUAAUAUGUUUCAGGUUAACAGUCAUUUAAUUAUAUACGAGUCUACUCGGAGUUUAACGAACUCAUGCGUUUUAAUGUACUAUAACAGCAUUGAAUGUGUUGCAUACCUGUUUGUUUAUAUCUGUAUAUCUAAAUAUCUAUUAUGUAGCUAUGAAAAGUAUGCUAAAAAGCAUUUCAUAUAGAGGACCUUGAAGUGAGGACGAGCUUUCACUUGGAGGGCUUAUGUUCUCUGAAGUCUUAGACAUGCAAACAAGCUUAUGCCUGAACUCCAAAAUGAACUUUGAAGCUCUAAUACAGCGAUUUACACAAUUUAGCCCACAGUCAUCAAAUACACAAUUUCAAAGGACUUGAAAAGGACUGCUGACCUAAAAUACUGAGAUCUUGACUUCCGAAAUGGUAGUCUUGAGGCCUGUUCACACUAAAUCAAAAAAAGGUGCAUGAGAAGAUUUUAAAAAGGAAAAAAAUGCAUCCCUGUGAAAUCUUUCAUUUAGAGUCAGAAAAGAAUGAAUAUUAUUUUUUAUAUUAUUGUUGUUAUUAUUAUUAUUAUUUAGCUGUUCUUAGUUUCAUGGGAUGCCAAACUGUUUAAGACUUUUAAGAAAAUUGGCAUCAGACUCCGUGUGAAUAGUUUUGGUGCAAAAAUGAUUUGCAAAUAUUUUCUAUUUUCAUGUUUAGUCGCAUCCGACUUGGUAACCCCUUUAAUAGAUAUUCUUAAAUAUUUGACAAAUCUUAGGUGAGCAUAUACUGUAGUUUACAUGUUGAGCAGUGGCAUAAGCUGGUCUUAUGUUGCCACUCUUUGGGAGCAAAACACCUUAUAAUUGUCUUAAGCAGUCAGUAUGUUAUUAUUCUGUAAACCUAGUAGUUUGGUAACUUUUGUUACAGUUGCUGGCUUAGUUUUUCUUUGAGCUAGGUUCUUCCUGAAAUGCAGCAUAAUUAAGUCUGGCAAAACAAUUUUUUAUUAUUAUCACCAGUUACCAGGUUGUGAUUAUUAUCCUCGAAAUCUACAAUUUGCUGUGCACUAUAUUAAAUACAAGACUAUAGGGUAAUUUUUGCCCACGUUAAGCCUAGAAAUUAUUGUUAAAACUGCAGAACAUAGGACAUGCACUGUAAAAAAAAAAAAAAAAAAAAAAAUUCAACUUGAAAUAACUUAAGUUGACUCAACUAAAAACUUUUAGGCAGCAGGGUAACAAGUUAUUUCAAGCUGAAACAACUUUUUUUUUUUUUUUUUUUUUUUACAGCGUGUGAUGGUUCAACUUUCAAAUGACGAUGGUUUAUUUAAUGUUUGGUUAAGUAGACUCGAGUUCAUGCUACUUUUCAUCUUGCGGGUAUGUGAGGUGCCUCCAGCUGGAAAUCUGAAAGUCAUGACCAAACAGCUGUGCAUUGCUAGUCUCUUUUAGUGUAUUUUGGUGACAUAAAUGUCUGUACUGUAAUUAUAAAUAAUGAAAAAUACCUAUAUGUAGCAACUUGAAUAAACGAUAUAUAUUGUAUAUUUAUGAACUGAUCAGA
Messenger RNA from Puntigrus tetrazona (Sumatra barb), 4299 nucleotides. It is a transcript of the gene ccdc120b, whose product is annotated as coiled-coil domain containing 120b. NCBI's taxonomy places the organism in Eukaryota, Metazoa, Chordata, Actinopteri, Cypriniformes, Cyprinidae. The transcript is spliced from 11 exons. Bases 463 to 2319 code for a protein of 618 amino acids. The record is from RefSeq and is a predicted model, not a curated record.